Messenger RNA from Dicentrarchus labrax (European seabass), 2681 nucleotides. It is a transcript of the gene armc3, whose product is annotated as armadillo repeat containing 3. Gene Ontology annotation, molecular function: protein binding. Bases 143 to 2590 code for a protein of 815 amino acids. Lineage: Eukaryota; Metazoa; Chordata; Actinopteri; Moronidae. The record is from RefSeq and is a predicted model, not a curated record. The transcript is spliced from 18 exons.
UGGCACCCGUUGCCUAGCAACGCGGUGUCAACCUCCUUUUCCAUAACACUAAACUUACAGUCCGGUUCUUCUGGCCGACUGUCUAGUUAUACAUCUUGAACUUGUCCUUUAGUUUGGAAAACUAAAAUAGGACUCUCGCACAAUGGGAAAGAAAGUGAAGAAGGAGAGUGAAACUCCGUGCAAGGAAACGUUUGAACCACUACCUGUGGAAGGUAAAACCCCAGCAACAGUAGUGCUCCUGCUGAGCUCCCCAGAGGAGGACAUCCUUGUCAAAGCCUGCGAGGCGAUCCACGCAUUUGCAGAGAAAGGAGAUGAGAAUAAGGUUUCUGUGCUGGGACUUGGGGCAUUGGCACCGCUCUGUCACCUCAUCAAUCACAACAAUAAGCUGGUCAGACGCAACGCUGUCAUGGCCCUGGGCAUCAUGGCCACCAACAGUGAUGUAAAGAAUGCUCUUAAAAAAUUAGAUGUCAUUCCAUCAAUCAUUGACAAACUGUCACUUGAAGAAGAUGUAGUUGUCCAUGAGUUUGCAACACUGUGCCUGGCCUCCCUGUCAGUGGAUUUCAUCUGUAAGGUCCAGAUCUUUGACAACAAGGGCCUGCCACCUCUAAUCCAGCUCCUAUCCAGUCCAGACCCAGAUGUCCAGAAGAACUCCAUAGAGAUCAUCUUCAACCUAGUUCAGGACUACCAAAGUCGUCUUGCAGUACAUGAGUUGGGCGGGAUCCCUCCACUUCUGGAACUGUUGAAGUCAGACUUUCCUGUCAUUCAGCAUUUGGCUUUGAAGACGCUGCAGAAUGUCACCACUGAUAAAGAUACACGCAUCGCCUUCAGGGAUGAGCAAGGAUUUGAGAAGCUCAUGGAUAUCCUCAGUAAUACGGACUUAAGUGACCUUAAUGCUGAGGCCUUACAGGUAGUUGCCAACUGUCUGAGUGACAGUGAGAGUUUCCAGCUGAUCCACAAGGGGGGAGGACUGACAAGGCUGAUGGAGUUUAUUCUCACCCCCAAUGUGUCUGAAAUCCAGUCCAACGCUGUUAAAUGCAUUGCCAAGGUUGCUCAGAGCUCUGAGAAUCGCAAAUUGCUCCAUGAGGAGAACGUGGAGAAGGUCCUGGUAGAGCUUCUGUCUGUGGCGGACGUCAGCGUGAAAACAGCUACCUGCCAGGCUGUGGACGCCAUGAGUUUCCACCUAGCCAGCAAAGACAGCUUCAGAGACCUGGGUGGUAUCCCUGCAGUUGUACAGUUGCUGAAUGAUGAGAGUUUGGUGCUGAAAGAAGCAGCAACCCAGGCUCUCUCUAACCUCACACAUAGCAACCAGCUUAACACAUUUGCCGUGUAUGAGGCAGGAGGCCAUGAGAUCCUUGUCCAGCAGCUCUAUGGAAGCUGUCCCAGGACGGUGGCCAAUUCUGCUGCCACACUUGGCAUCAUGGCAGGACAGGAGGUUAUCCGCUGCAGCAUCUUGUCACAUGGAGCCGUACAGGCUCUAGUGGAGCCCUUGAAGUCCACAAAUACACAGGUCCUGGUCAACACCACGCAGUGCCUGGCAGUGCUGGCCUGUGAUGCAGAAGCUAGGGCAGAGCUACAAAGUGCUGGAGGCCUUCAACCGCUGGUCAAUUUGCUGCACUCCUAUCACAAGGAGGUGUUGCAUAAUGUAUGCUUGGCUAUCAGUGUCUGUGCCAGUAAUGAGCCCACCGCUGUGGAGAUGUGCAAAUUUGGAGCUCUGGAAAUGCUUCAGGAAAUCAACCAAUCAGUAAAUCGUAGGAGCAGUUUCAGCGAGUUGGCUUUGAUCAGCCUGCUCAACUCCAACCUGUCUGUUAAAUACAGUCUGACAAGUCAUUUGGCCUCCAGUGAUAUUAUUAGCGAUGGCUUCUAUGACGCCGGGAAGGCUCGUCCAGGUCAGAAGAUUCUGACUUUAGAGGAACUGUCCAAGCAGCCUGUCAACCAGCACCAGCCCAUUAUUGUUGUCAACACAGCAGCAGAAGAGGCUGUGGAUGUGCCAGAAGAGAGGCAGAGUAACCCACCAGAAACAGACACCAGCAAGGGAGACUGCAGGACACCAAGGAAGAAGAAAGGUGAUGACAAACAGAAAGAUGAGACCCAGCCAGAGUCUCCUACAGAGAAACCGUGGAAGAUGAUGGAUGACGUCUCAUUGCAGCUUCUAGUUAAAGAGGCCAAAAAAUCCAUCCUUCCACUGAGUGAUGAACGAGGGCAGUAUGCUGUCUUGGCCAGGCUGGUGAGUGAAGCCAUGGGUGGAGCAGUGGAGAUGGAAAAGUUGCACGAAUUCCCAUGGGUGCUGCACCUCAGCGAGCUCAAGUUUCAGCUCCAGUCUAAUGUAGUUCCUAUUGGUUUGAUCAGAAGGGGAAUCUACUGCCAUAGGGCACUUCUCUUCAAGUGUCUGGUUGAUUCCAUCGGAAUGAGCUGCACACUUGUUAGGGGUGAGUACAACCGGGCUUGGAACGAGGUUCUCCUCCUCAGUGGGAAUCCCUCCAGCAAUGGUCGCUCUUCACAGCCCUGCUGCUACAUAGUGGACCUUAUGCACCAGCCUGGAAGUCUGCUGAAAGCUAAUACCUCUGCUGCUGUGCAAUAUCAGACUAUAUAGUACAUAAUGCUGUGACCUGACAUUUUACUGAGAUGCAUUAUAGAUGGUUGAUUUUUAUUGUAUAUACAACUAUUAAACUAGACUAUUAAAA